This is a messenger RNA of Emiliania huxleyi CCMP1516, 1092 nucleotides long. RefSeq lists its product as hypothetical. The record is from RefSeq and is a predicted model, not a curated record. Gene Ontology annotation, molecular function: 3-keto-5-aminohexanoate cleavage activity. The transcript is spliced from 4 exons. Lineage: Eukaryota; Haptophyta; Isochrysidales; Noelaerhabdaceae. Bases 1 to 1092 code for a protein of 363 amino acids.
AUGCUCUUGCUCGCUUCCGGCCAGGCCGCAGCAGGCUACCUCGCCUCGCCGGCGCCUCGUGCCGUGCGGGAGCAUCGCGUCGGCGGCGCCUCGUGCUCGCGGCUGCGCUCGCCGGUGGCGAUGCGCUGGGGCGAGCGCCUCGACAAGGAGAGCAUCGGCGACCCGGAGGCGAAGCCGACGGCGCUGCAGAAGGACCACGGCAAGCUCAUCAUCACGCUGGCGACGACGGGCAACAUCAACACAAAGGAGCGGAAUCCGGCGCUCCCGUGCUCGCCGGAGGAGAUGGCGGACGACAUGCACGAGUGCAUCAAGCUGGGCGUGUCGGUGCUGCACAUCCACGCUCGGGACGAGAACAACAAGCCGACGAUGCGUGUGGACAAAUUCCGCGAGACGGUGCGGCGGGUGAAGGAGCGCGAUCCCGACGUGGUGAUCCAGAUCUCGACGGGCGGCCGCGCGCCGCUCGACGGCGUCGACCCGGGCACCUGGCGGAUGGACCCGCUCAACCUGAAGCCCGAGAUGGCGUCCUACACGCCCGGCUCGGUGAACCUCGGCCCCAUCGUCUACCAGAACAACGCCAAGCUCGUGCAGGACAUGGCGCAGCGCUUCUGCGAGACGGGCAUCAAGCCGCAGGUGGAGGUGUUCGACACGAACAUGAUCUCGAACUGCGACCUGCUGGUCAAGCAGGGGCUGCUCAAGCGGCCCAUCGACUUUGGCUUCGUGAUGGGCGCGCCCGGCGCGCAGGAGUGCUCGCUGCGCCAGCUCGGCCACCUGACCAGCAUGCUGCAGCCCGGAGACACGUGGACGUCCAUCGGCAUCGGAAAGUUCGAGAUGCCGCUCGCCUACAUGGCGAUCGCGAUGGGGGGGCACGUGCGGGUCGGGCUCGAGGACAACAACAAGACGCCCGACGGCAAGCUCGCCACCAACUACGAGCUGGUCAAGCACAUCGUCGACGUGGCAAAGGCGGACGAGAUCCUGCCGCAGCUCGACCCGUCGGUGCCGCUCGACUCGCUCGUCUCGGACUGGAGCCCGUACGCGGACCUCGAGCAGAGCGAAGGCCCGUCACUCGAGCUGAGGCCGAGGGCGGGCCUGUAG